Messenger RNA from Physella acuta, 1653 nucleotides. RefSeq lists its product as uncharacterized. Gene Ontology annotation, molecular function: protein binding. The record is from RefSeq and is a predicted model, not a curated record. NCBI's taxonomy places the organism in Eukaryota, Metazoa, Mollusca, Gastropoda, Physidae. Gene Ontology annotation, biological process: positive regulation of protein ubiquitination.
GAAGACGACGAUUUCGACGUCGACAGCAGUAAAGAAGAACAGUAAGAUGGAGGUUUUAAUGAAUUAUUUAAACAGAAAAUCAGAAGGCGCGUUAUUUUUAGAUAAGUUACCACCGGAAGUAUUGACGAAAAUCUUCAGUUUUAUUCGCGAUAAAAACGAGCUUCUGCGACUAGCGAGUGUGUGUCGGACUUGGCGGGAUUUGAUCCACACCGCACCGCAGCUGUGGCGCAACAUCCGUCUUAAGCUGUGCUGCGACUGCGAGUGUGUGCACCGGAAGCGAGCCCUGUCGUGCGUCCAGCGGUUCGGGUGCCACUUCCGGGAUUUGUCGCUCUCCUGUGUACAUCACAAUAACCACGUGUCCUGCAAAUUCAUGGCGAUGGACUUCCGGAAAGUUUUGCUCGGCUUGCAUCAGACCACUCUGACGUCAUUGAAGAUAACUGACCUGGGGUUAUCGGGUGCGAAGUUAAGCACCGUGUCUGGAAUUGCUCAUGUUCUGACGCGCAUGCUGUCCAGUCUGAAUUGCCUGAAGUCCUUCCAAAUGUCGUCUGCGCAAUGGCCGCUCGACGAAGGCAUCAAGGUCAUCGACACCGUCUUGACCGUGUCCAGAAAAACUUUAAAGUCGCUGUUCAUCGACGGUUUUUUUGAGCCGACCUCGUUGGCAGAUCGACCGGCCGAGUUUGACCAAGUGACCAACGGCAUCUUGUCCCUCCACCGUUUGACCAAACUGUCCAUUGACUACGGUCUUCUGACCAGCGCUUUUGUGAGUGCGAUGUCUGAAUCCCACGCUGGGCAGCUGACGACUUUACAGUUGGUUAUAAGUGGGAUCAUGGACCGCUACUUGCCUAAGGUCUCUCACAAGGCCUGGUUGAGCCUGACUAAAGCUUGCCCGACACUGAAAGUGGCGUUUAACGUGGAUAUCUGGAUUCUAGACCCUUCACAUUCUGACCUGGAUAUAUUGGACCCCGCCUUGCCUAUCUAUAAGCUGCGACUGCUGAAUGGAGAAAUGUACUUGAUAUUGACUUGGCAAGCGUACAUGAUAUUUUAUGUCCUGCGGUAUAUUAUGAACAACUUCAGUAACACACUGGAACAGUUUUCCGGAGACUUGAGUGACACAGAUGAAACCAUUGAUGCGGACUUUCUUCAAUUUGUAAAGAAAUGUCAACGUCUACACUACAUAAAGGUCUCUGCGAAUUUCUACGAGCCGGACACGGUAAAGACUGUCAAGAAACUGGUACAAGAAAGACGGCGCCGGUACGACAAGAGGAAGACCCUGGAGGUGCCAGAGAAACGUGCCAAGACAACUCCAGCAUAGCCUGACAUAGCCGACUCGGCAACGGAGAAAGUUAAUCAAUUUUUUAAUUUUUUUUUAAUUAGAGCGUGGACCAUUUUUAUGACCAUAAUUAUCAACACAACUUAGACGCUUGAACCUAAUCGUUUCCGUCAGUAUAUAAUUUAAAUCUCUGCAAGUCUACAAUUGUCUGGUCUGUGCUUGUAAGACCGUUACAUUAAGACAAGUUAAAAAAAUAACUAAUUUUUUAUUGAUAUAACUUACGACUACGACGACUUAUAUUUGAUACGUUUCUUAUUAUUUUAUUUUUGAUACUUAUCUUAAAGGUUUUACAAAUAAUCUACACCGUAUAUUAUGACGUAUAA